Molecule: messenger RNA, 1039 nt
Organism: Sycon ciliatum
Lineage: Eukaryota; Metazoa; Porifera; Calcarea; Leucosolenida; Sycettidae
Exons: 3
Coding region: 50-1039 (329 amino acids)
Source: RefSeq, a predicted model, not a curated record
UUGUUUUUCUAAGUAAUAAUACUUUCUGCCUUGGCCUUCGAAGUAAAGGAUGAUGGAGCUUGACAGAGAUGACUGCCAAAGUGAUGAGUCCACCGUGGAAGAUGAAGAUGACGCCACGUAUUCACUUGGUGACCUGAGUUGUGGGGAUGUUCAGCUGUGGGCUACAGAUCGAUGUAAGAGUGGUAGUGCCAUCAUGGUGUACAGGCCUAUGGAAGGUGCAGUGAUCCAUGGAAUUUGCAAACUGCUGACAAUCAGACAGGCGAGUGUUACUGAGGCGACGGAGUCAUUCCUGCAUGUUAUUACGACACGGUUACAGAAGGCAUCAGGUACUGCAAAUCUGCUACGCCAGGAAGUGUGCCAGCUGAAGGCAUGCAAGGGUGCUGAUAUUUCUCAAGCAUGGCAACAAAUGCUGUCCGUCAUCGCAACAGCUAUUCCCGAAGUGAAAAUCAAUUGUGAAGAUUUGGAAGUUACAUCUGCAGUGCUAGCGAAUCUGAUAAGCUACCUGCAUGCCACGGCUGCCGCUGCUAUCAGGAAAGCGUCAAUAGCACCAUCCAAAGCUGCUGAAGCCAUCCCCGAACCGGUGAUUGACAAUUUGUCUCACCUUGCUGAAAAGUACCAUGGUGGUUGGUGCUUGGUGGCCGUGCGGCGUGAGCUGGAAGGAGCAAGGUGUCGCAACGACAACUUGCUGCAGCUUAUACCUUUAUUUGGCAAGGAUGCCGUGACAAGCCUUCAGCCUUGUUUGGAGAAUUUUGGAGCCAUUCUCCAAACAUCUGAGCAUCAAGCGUUGCCCAGAAAUGACCAACCGCUCAGUGACCAUGGCUAUGCAGCACCCAUAGCUGCAACACAGCAUGGAGAGCAGAAGCAUACGUUUGUACUUGUGCCUGCUGCAUGCUCCUUGUUUCACCAGCUUAAUUUAAUAACCCAUUCCCAGUUCCCCAGCAUGCUCAACACACACAAGCAACACGCCGUGAGUGCAAUGCAAGAGCACCUGGAAGCAAAUCUCCUCAUCCGCCAACUGUUUAAUGAUAUAAACAACUGA